Molecule: messenger RNA, 1215 nt
Organism: Syngnathus typhle (broad-nosed pipefish)
Lineage: Eukaryota; Metazoa; Chordata; Actinopteri; Syngnathiformes; Syngnathidae
Product: rhombotin-1-like
Exons: 5
Coding region: 15-764 (249 amino acids)
Biological process (GO): positive regulation of transcription by RNA polymerase II
Cellular component (GO): nucleus
Molecular function (GO): transcription coactivator activity; DNA-binding transcription factor binding
Source: RefSeq, a predicted model, not a curated record
GGGGUGGAGGAUGGAUGCAUUGCACAAAGCGGCAAGCUCCGCACAUGAAGUGGGAAUGCUUGAGCACUGACAUCAGCUCAGAUAAGACGCAACAUUUGGAGGACGCAACAUUUGGAGGAGGAGGAGGAGGAGGCUGGAGGGGAACUGGUGGUCUGCCCCGUAAAAAAAACAAACGGCGUGUGCCACUUUGCCUCAGACUGAAGCUACUUUCACGCUUGACAAAGUUUUUUUUUUUGGGAGGAUCGAUUGCUUCCCGGGACACAAGAGUGGAGACGGUGCGGUGCUUGGAGAGAAGGAUGUUGCUGGACAAGGAGGACAGCGUGUCCCUGGUGUCCCUCCAGUCCAGAGAGAAGGCUCGAGGCUGUGCUGGCUGCAACGGGAGAAUCAGGGACCGCUUCAUGCUCCAGGCGCUGGACUGCUAUUGGCACGAAGACUGUCUCAAGUGCGCCUGCUGCGACUGCCGCCUGGGCCGAGUGGGCUCCACCCUCUACACUCGAGCCAACCUCAUCCUCUGUCGCCGGGACUACCUUAGGCUCUUUGGCGUGACGGGGAAAUGCGCCGCCUGCACUAAGCUGAUCCCCGCCUUCGAAAUGGUGAUGAGGGCGCGCGACAAUGUUUACCACUUGGAUUGCUUCGCCUGCCAGCUCUGCCACCAGAGGUUUUGUGUGGGCGACCGGUUCUUCCUGAAGAACAACAUGAUCCUGUGCCAACUGGACUACGAGGGCGCGCAUCUUAAUGGAGAGGCAGAGAGAUUGUCGCAGUGACAGGUGAAGAGGAUGAAUGAAAAGCAUUUUGGACAUUCUCCAGCUCGUUUUUGAACUUUUUGGAACAUGUCCUAAGCGAUGAUGUCAACGCAUGGACGCAAACUAAAAACAAACUAAAGGAGCAAGCACUUAAAGAAUGGCUCUCGAGCUACAAGAGUGCUGCGUGGACAAGUUAUCAAGUCCUCCUCUUUGUGUGUUUUUUAAAAUAAAACUUUAUUUAAUGUUGAACUCACACACAAGGAGCAACAAAACAAACACUGAGGACAUUCAGCGUUUUCCUCUUGCCACCAAAGAUGCUUUCAACUGUGUUUAUUUGGUUGUUUUUUAUCUCAACUCAAUGAACGCCAUCAACAUAGUUUAGCUAAUAAUAAGAAUGAUGUAUUAAAGACUUGUGUACUAAAUUAACAACUGAAAUUUUCCUUAAAGCAAAAUAAAGGAAUAAUUCUUGAAA